UUUUUUUUUUAACGUGCACGACAUGAGUGGAGGCCCUCAGAAAGGACACGUCUCCUCACAGGAGAAACAUCAAGUGUUUGGAACUCAAACAGCACGUUUCUUCUCCAGUUGAAACUCAUAACAUCACAGUUGCAGGAUGGAUAGAAUAGCCUCUCACCUGGAAAAGUCCAAAAACUUCCGUAUCGAGGCACUCCUGGCUCACGAUGUGGGCGUCGAGGGCGGGUCUCCAGAGGCGACCUACACCGGGAGUCCGAGGUCCGAGACGCCCUCCCCUCGGCCUGCGAACGCCGCACAAACCCAGCCUGGAAUGACGCCACUGGGACCCCUCUACAACUUUUCCCAAUCGGGAUUCUCCGCAAUGUACGCCGGGGGCUUCCUCGGAAUGCAUCCGAGGUCCGUGUACCCCUUGGCGGCUAUAGGCGCCCAGCCGCCCGCCUUCGUGUAUCCCGGCUUCCCGCAGCUGGUCCAGCCGUACCCGGGCCACUUGAAGGCGGGCACUGUGGCCGGGGUGCACCCACUGGAGCCCUGGAUCAGAGCAGGAAUGAUGUUACCGAGACUCGGAGAAUAUGGAGCACCAGCCCAAGCAGGGUUGUUGGGGAAGUGUCGUAAACCGAGGACUGCGUUCACCAGCCAGCAGCUGUUGGAACUCGAAAACCAGUUCAAGCUUAACAAGUACCUAUCCAGACCCAAACGCUUUGAGGUGGCCACUUCCCUUAUGCUGACAGAGACUCAGGUUAAAAUCUGGUUCCAGAACAGACGAAUGAAGUGGAAGCGAAGCCGUAAAGCCAAGGAGCAAGCAAGCCCGGCGUCUCCGUUGAGUGACUGUGAAAUAGCAGAGAGCGUCCAACUUCAGGCAGACUCUCCCAUCCCUAGCUUGGAGGAUGAAGAUGAACUCCAAGGCGAGGAUGGGGACGAGGAACCGAGUGUUCUGACAGGCUCUAUUAGCUCCCUCUUGAGGCACGCGGGAGGAGCGGCAGGGAACUACAGCUCAUAUUUAGAACAAGAGCUAGAGGAGGGAAGUUCAAGAAGAAACGGGGUUUUCCCAUAGUUAAAACAUGUGUUUUUAUUGUUUGAGUUUGUAAAUUGCUGAGGAGAGGACAAUGCACAAUGUUUGAGUUUGUAAAUUGCUCAGGAGAGGACAAUGCACAAUGGAAGCAGGUGCAUAUACAUUAUUUAUCACAAGCCAGUCAAGGAAAUAUUAUGUCCAAACACAGUGAUACUUUACACACACGAUAAUGGUUGAAUGGC
Molecule: messenger RNA, 1248 nt
Organism: Corythoichthys intestinalis (scribbled pipefish)
Lineage: Eukaryota; Metazoa; Chordata; Actinopteri; Syngnathiformes; Syngnathidae
Product: motor neuron and pancreas homeobox 1-like
Exons: 3
Coding region: 137-1048 (303 amino acids)
Biological process (GO): regulation of DNA-templated transcription; endocrine pancreas development; neuron projection morphogenesis
Cellular component (GO): nucleus
Molecular function (GO): sequence-specific double-stranded DNA binding; DNA-binding transcription factor activity, RNA polymerase II-specific
Source: RefSeq, a predicted model, not a curated record